Diaporthe citri is the source of this 1551-nucleotide messenger RNA. RefSeq lists its product as uncharacterized. Gene Ontology annotation, biological process: regulation of DNA-templated transcription. The transcript has a single exon. Bases 1 to 1551 code for a protein of 516 amino acids. Gene Ontology annotation, molecular function: DNA-binding transcription factor activity. The record is from RefSeq and is a predicted model, not a curated record. Lineage: Eukaryota; Fungi; Ascomycota; Sordariomycetes; Diaporthales; Diaporthaceae.
AUGCCUCUUGAGACGCUCCAGACCCUGCAGGACCUGGAGAUCACGGGCACAGAAGGAUCCCAGCAGGACGACACGCAGUAUGUCGUUGGAAGCGAUGAACAACCAGCCCAACCCUUCCGUCCGGAGGACCCCUCCGCUCCGCACCAAGCGUCACAGGCACACUCGUCCGACCAGCCCCACACCUCGCCCUUCUACCCGCCACUAUUGAAUUCAUUCGGAUUCGACAGCAGCAGCGCGAUACCGAUCGACCCGGGCCUUUUGGAUGCUCGCUUUGACCAUCCGGCAGCCCCAGGGCCGGGCGGGGGCGGUGUCGCCGGGUUCCACCAAGACCCAUGGGUAGCCCAGCCGGCAACUUCUGUCAACAUAGACAACUUCAUGGUGUCUCCCACGUCCUUGCCGCAGUAUACCUCUUCGAUGCCUCUUGUUCCUGGGAUGACCAGCUUUGAGCCCAUGGUGAGCACCGCCUGGUCGAUGGAUGGCAGCUUAACGUCGACAUCAACAUCCAGAGGGCCCACGAUGUCAUCGAGCUUGAGCGUACCUGGCACGUCGACCCCGGCAAGCAGCCACAGCCCGAGCUCUCCGGGAAAGGGGAGUGCCGGUGUGAUCGGACCGCUCGUCGCCAGCAAGGGAGCCAUGCCGAUUCACCUGGGGAUGCAGGUCGAACCACGGGCGGAUGAUAAGCCCAGCAAGAAGAGGAGGCAGGCACCCGGCCCCGUCGCGCCACCAGAGACGAGCCUUGAGAAGAAGAGUCAUCGAAACAAUUCAUCACCGGGGUUUUCUACUCCGCUGGUCCCGAUCGCCCCAGCCACAACCGCUGUGGCCGCGGCCGGCGACGGCAACCAAAAGAACAAUAACAAAAACAGCGGCAAAAGCAGCGGCAGCAGCAGAUCCAAACACCAGCAGACAUCGACGAAGACGACGACGACGACGACGACGACAAAAACGAGCAACGCCCCCUCCAGACCUCUCCAAGCGGGGCCAUCCUCGCAGCCCCCAACAAUGCCAGCACGACCACAGCAGCAACAACAACAAUCAUCACCACCACCACUGCCAGACCCGCGAGCGCGCAACCGCGAGGCGGCCAACCGGUGCCGUGCCAAGAGCAAGGUGGCCGUGGCGGAGCUCGAGGCGACGGAGCGGGCCAUGGGCGCCGAGCACCAGGCGCUGACGCAGACGGCGCGGUCGCUGCGCGACGAGGUGCUGCAGCUCAAGAACCAGCUGCUCAUGCACGGCAACUGCGACGACGGCCUCAUCCAGCAGUACCUGGCCAACUCGGCGCGCAUGGUCGGCAGCGGGGUGCUGGGGCCGCCUGCUAUGCCCGUCACAACCACCACCGUCACCACCGGCGGCGGUGGGGCCCCGAUUCCGCCGGUGCCGCCGCUGGUGGUCGCGCCUGGCGCUGGCAGAAGCAGCAGCAGCAGCUCCUCGCGCGCGAUGCUCACUGCCUCGCCUCCUCGCGUGCCGCCUGGUGUGGUGCCUCCCCCAUCCGCCCCUGGCGCUGGGUCGACGGCAGGGCGUGGUCAUCGGAAGGGUGAUGCGCGGAGGUAUUGA